AUGGGAAUGAUCACGCAGGCCAGUAAUCUUCUACACGUAUUACAGGCCUACUUAGAAAAGUAUCUUGAACGAGUUUCCCAACCAAAGCCUGUCACAGCAAUUAAUUCCUCGACUGAAUCCAAAAAAAAGAGCAACGAUGAUUUACAAAUAAUUGUCGAAAAAUCCAAUACAGAUGAGAACUAUAAUAUUACAAAAAUGAAGAGAUGGUUUUUAUUGAUAGCCAGGAAAUAUUAUGCAUUAAUGGAAAACAAGCUUUUAAUGUUUUGUGUUGUCGCUUGCUCAUUUAUUUGUGUUAUCCAGUUCCUAUUCUUUAUAAUUUACUGGACAGACAUAGUACCUCGAAAGACACAAAGGGCAAUAGAUAACCGAAAUUACGACUAUCUAACAACCCAUUUAGGAGAGCAGUGCGUCCCGUAUGAGAAAAUUCUUGACCAAUGUGUUCUGUAG
Saccharomyces paradoxus is the source of this 447-nucleotide messenger RNA. RefSeq lists its product as uncharacterized. The record is from RefSeq and is a predicted model, not a curated record. NCBI's taxonomy places the organism in Eukaryota, Fungi, Ascomycota, Saccharomycetes, Saccharomycetales, Saccharomycetaceae. The transcript has a single exon. Bases 1 to 447 code for a protein of 148 amino acids.